CUCUUUCAUUUGAAGACGUCUCUUGAGGUAGGUACCUAGGGUCGUCAAUCUUCGAGGUGGAAAGAUACUUUCAAUAAACUUCUUUGUCAGUUAGCUUGAAGGGCAUAUGCUUUAAUAACGGAGUGAAGCUCUUUGCUACACUUCCUCGCUCAAGUUCAAAUUCUAUCAUGUCAACCUAGCCCAUGUGAAGGCAUCAUCAAAUCUCAUUCGUUCAGGACCAAGUUUGUUGAUGAGCGCCACCUUAUCGAGAUAAGAUCCUAAUGUUAGGAGCGGAAUAAACGCUCUGAGCACCUACAAGGGUGCCUGGCCACCACCGCCAAACUGAUCGUCCCUCGGCAUCAUGAUACCAAAGACAGUAACCCCAACUUGACCGUCUCGAACGCAGUCCUACAUAGUACCUCGCUUUUAUCAACUCACAUUGACUACAUAAAGUUUUUGUUCCCGUCUACUUUCAAUUGACCCUAAUAUCAAGUCUUAUUUAAUUCCUCCCCGAAUCAAUUGCCGAUUGAAAAUGCCCCUUGUCAAGAAUCAUGGCCGUCAAUACGACAUCGUUGUCCUUGGGGCAACUGGCUACACGGGAAAAUUGACGGCUGAAUACAUCUCAAUGCACCUUGCAACUGACCUCAAGUGGGCAGUCUCUGGUCGUAACGAGCCCAAGCUAAAGGCUGUUGUUGAAGAGUGUCGGGAGCUCAACCCUGAUCGACUGCCACCAGGUACCGCCCAACGAUAUUCCUUAUUGAUCCUAUAUAAUCCACAGGCUGAUGAUUACAAUUAGCCAUUGAGGUCGUAAACCUGAACGACGCCGAUUUGAGUGUUCUGGCAAAGAAGACGUGUAUUAUCGUAACCACCAUUGGACCAUAUAGCCUGUACGGUGAACAUGCUUAUAAGGCUUGUGCCGAGGCCGGAACCCACUACGUAGAUGUCACCGGCGAAGCUGCUUGGGUUCAUAAGAUGAUCAAGAAAUAUGAAGCAACUGCUAAACAGACAGGUGCCAUCUUGAUUCCACAAGCUGGAAUUGAGUCCGCUCCCGCUGAUCUCAUCACAUGGACCAUGGCCAAGGCUAUUCGUACUGACUUAGGCUCUCAGACAAGAGAUGUGGUUGUUUCUCUCCACAAAAUCAACUCGGCACCAUCCGGUGGCACACUCGCUACCGCCUUAAGCAUCUGGGAUGUCUUCUCGCUCCAGGAGAUCAAGGAGGCUAGUAGUCCGUAUGCCCAGUCACCUGUCCCCCACAACAACGAGCCCACACGGCCCAGGAGCUCCAUUCUCCAGAUGAUUUUUGGCGUUCGGACCAUACCAAAUCUUGGGCUCCAGACCACGUCUGUCACGAAUUCAACCGAUGUUGCAGUUGUUGAACGUACCUGGGGUCUCCUCUCCUCUACGCCAUCCCGCAAAGAUGAGUUUUAUGGUCCCAAUUUCGUUUGGGUAGAACAUAUGAAAGCCCGCAACUGGCUCCAUGGGAUCUUUAUUCAUUGGCUUCUUAUUGUCGGUGGGAUCUUACUCGUAUCAGUUGCACCAUUGAGGAACUUUCUCAAAAAGCGUGUAUAUCAGCCUGGGGAAGGUGCUAAACGUGAUGACACGGCCAAAGAUGAACUCGAGUAUCGUGGCAUCGCAUAUCCAGAUUCGGAGAAGGCUGCUGGCAAAGCAGCUUUCUGCCGUAUGUGGUAUCAUGGUGGCAUGUACUUCUUGACAGGAAUGCUCCUUGCUGAGAUUGCCGCAACAAUUCUUGAAGACGACAUUGAGCUCGAUGGCGGAUCUUAUACACCAGCGUGCCUAGGUCAAGGUUUGGUUGACCGCUUGGAAAAGUCUGGAUUCAGGACAGAUGUCAAGAUUAUUGAUGCUUGAACCCGAAUUAGCAAAGUAAAGACAGGACGUUUGCAUACGAUGGAGAAGCAAUGGAACAACAGAGCUACAUCACCUUUGCGCAGACGAAGAUCAUUCAACCCGAAACCAAUGAGGGAAAUCAUCUGCUUGACUGAUGUUUCGUCUCCUAGAUAAAUAUGUUGCCAAUCUGCAGUUUCACGCUCUUACGUCGCUGGCCCUUCAUUUUUACAUUACCUAGGCUCGCUCUCGGUCAGGCAUUCAAUGUUAUAUACUGGCGGAAGCUUCAUCAUACCUAAAUUCGGCCAUCGUUCACUCUUAGAUGGAACGUUUUUGAUAACUCGCCAAGCUCAGUGACUCCUAUUGACUUUCUUUGUCACUGAUAUUUGUGUCGUCAAAAUGCCAUGAAAUCUUCCUUCUUAUACCAAUGGUAGAAGAAACCCUGAGAGCUCGACCUGAGGCGACAAAAAUACCUUCAUAGAUUUAGCAUUUCUUAGGAUAAAGUUAGUAAAAUCUUCAACCAG
Messenger RNA from Fusarium odoratissimum NRRL 54006, 2345 nucleotides. RefSeq lists its product as uncharacterized. The record is from RefSeq and is a predicted model, not a curated record. Lineage: Eukaryota; Fungi; Ascomycota; Sordariomycetes; Hypocreales; Nectriaceae. Gene Ontology annotation, cellular component: plasma membrane; lipid droplet; mitochondrion. Gene Ontology annotation, biological process: glycolipid biosynthetic process. Bases 952 to 1845 code for a protein of 297 amino acids. The transcript is spliced from 4 exons.